Messenger RNA from Mizuhopecten yessoensis (Yesso scallop), 1532 nucleotides. Its product is annotated as adhesive plaque matrix protein-like. The transcript has 2 exons. Lineage: Eukaryota; Metazoa; Mollusca; Bivalvia; Pectinida; Pectinidae. The coding region runs from base 15 to 1487 and encodes 490 amino acids. The record is from RefSeq and is a predicted model, not a curated record.
AUAGGGCUAGGUUAAUGUAUACACAUGUAUAUAGUACAUGUAAUGGUCACCCUAGUGGACAUAGGGCUAGGUUAAUGUAUACAGAUGUAUAUAGUACAUGUAAUGGUCACCCUAGUGGACAUAGGGCUAGGUUAAUGUAUACAGAUGUAUAUAGUACAUGUAAUGGUCACCCUAGUGGACAUAGGGCUAGGUUAAUGUAUACACAUGUAUAUAGUACAUGUAAUGGUCACCCUAGUGGACAUAGGGCUAGGUUAAUGUAUACAGAUGUAUAUAGUACAUGUAAUGGUCACCCUAGUGGACAUAGGGCUAGGUUAAUGUAUACAGAUGUAUAUAGUACAUGUAAUGGUCACCCUAGUGGACAUAGGGCUAGGUUAAUGUAUACAGAUGUAUAUAGUACAUGUAAUGGUCACCCUAGUGGACAUAGGGCUAGGUUAAUGUAUACAGAUGUAUAUAGUACAUGUAAUGGUCACCCUAGUGGACAUAGGGCUAGGUUAAUGUAUACAGAUGUAUAUAGUACAUGUAAUGGUCACCCUAGUGGACAUAGGGCUAGGUUAAUGUAUACAGAUGUAUAUAGUACAUGUAAUGGUCACCCUAGUGGACAUAGGGCUAGGUUAAUGUAUACAGAUGUAUAUAGUACAUGUAAUGGUCACCCUAGUGGACAUAGGGCUAGGUUAAUGUAUACAGAUGUAUAUAGUACAUGUAAUGGUCACCCUAGUGGACAUAGGGCUAGGUUAAUGUAUACAGAUGUAUAUAGUACAUGUAAUGGUCACCCUAGUGGACAUAGGGCUAGGUUAAUGUAUACAGAUGUAUAUAGUACAUGUAAUGGUCACCCUAGUGGACAUAGGGCUAGGUUAAUGUAUACAGAUGUAUAUAGUACAUGUAAUGGUCACCCUAGUGGACAUAGGGCUAGGUUAAUGUAUACAGAUGUAUAUAGUACAUGUAAUGGUCACCCUAGUGGACAUAGGGCUAGGUUAAUGUAUACAGAUGUAUAUAGUACAUGUAAUGGUCACCCUAGUGGACAUAGGGCUAGGUUAAUGUAUACAGAUGUAUAUAGUACAUGUAAUGGUCACCCUAGUGGACAUAGGGCUAGGUUAAUGUAUACAGAUGUAUAUAGUACAUGUAAUGGUCACCCUAGUGGACAUAGGGCUAGGUUAAUGUAUACAGAUGUAUAUAGUACAUGUAAUGGUCACCCUAGUGGACAUAGGGCUAGGUUAAUGUAUACAGAUGUAUAUAGUACAUGUAAUGGUCACCCUAGUGGACAUAGGGCUAGGUUAAUGUAUACAGAUGUAUAUAGUACAUGUAAUGGUCACCCUAGUGGACAUAGGGCUAGGUUAAUGUUUACAGAUGUUUUUAGUACAUGUAAUGCAAAUAUAGUGACUGUUGAUUCACCGACAAAAAGAUGUUUGGGAUUGAAGACAUUUUUUAAAACAAUUUUAGCCCUAUUUCCCCCAUUUAAACCUCAUCCAAAGACAACAUCUGGGCUUUAAUUUUCCUAUUAUCAAACUGUCACACCAUGAUAAUUAAUUCAACCA